AUGUCGUCGACUGCGACGGAGGCAAAUAUUGAACUCCGUCCUCGUCACAGACGUCGCUUUUCCACGAAUGAUCCACAGCGUAACCUCCGCCUGGCUAUCUGCCAGCGCCUGCCUCAUUCACUUGAGGCACUCGACCUCUCAUCUAACUCAGCCAAAGAGACUUUUGCUGCGCUUCGGUACCUCGUCCUAUCCUAUUUAGAAGACAUUGAGAUGCGAUUGGCCACACUCGAAUCUCCAAUUACUGACCUUCACCUCGCUGAGGCUUUGAAGAAUAAGGGUGGUUGCUCUGUCGAAGAAGCCAGACAGUGGGUUAAAGAUGCCCUCGAGAUGCUCCGUAGUAUUCGAAUGGAUGUUUGCUCUCACUUCCCGGACCUCCAUCUUCCAGACAUAUCUCCAGUAAAGUCUCAUCUCCCCGAACUCCCCGAUGUCCCUUCCCUGAGCGACGUGCGCUCGCGUCUACCUGAUAUUCCGAACGUCCGUCCACAUAUGGCAGCCCUAGCUCCAAGCGAUAUUAUAUCGCUGUUAGAACAUGCCUACUCCCGCUUUUCCGACUUUGACUUUUGUGGUUUUCUGCCAACUCUUUCCGCUCGCUUCCAGUCCUUCCAUGCGCACCUACGUUCGUUUGACCCUCGCUCUAGUGAGCUUCCAUCUCUCCCGGGAAAUUCUCACAUAUCCGGCCUCAUCGAUUCCAUCAUGUCCUCCGAACUCAUCACUGAACUAUCUGAUGAUGUCACUGAAGCAGAGGCCAUGAUAGAAGUGGCAGCAAAGGACAUUGCUCGUGCAGUAAAACAAUCAUUACAAGGAUCACAACUAAUUGAGUAUGUCGACCUUCCGCCAAAAUGGCGAAACAACCCCUUUGUCCUCGGAGGCUAUCGGUUCAUCCCCCUAGAAAAGUGGCCGCUUAUUAUUAUGUCACUGUUCGCUGUACACAAUGAAACCCUGAACAUACACACGCAUCUCAUUCCAUUCAUUCUUUGGCUCAUUAACUUGAUAUCCAUAUUUAACGCAUCAAAUAUCGUAGACGCUCCGGAGGUGGCAUUUAUUUCAUUUGCUCUUUUGUGCCUUUUCAGCAGUGUGGUCUGGCAUACCAUGGCCGGCUGUGCACAUCCUCAGGGCAUGGAGCUUUGUGCACGGAUAGAUUAUGUAGGCAUUGGAUGGCUUAUCAGCGCCUCAGUUGGCACCGUCGUAUAUUAUGGCUUCCAGAAUUGUCAUCCAGAAGUGGGAAACGCAUUCCUUGUUUGUUGCUUGAUGACUGGGAUUGCAGGGAACGCAUUCCCAUUCUUUAAAUGGUUCGAUCAGGCCGAGUAUAAACACUGUCGCAUUGCUUUCUUUUUGUCCCUUGCAUUUACCGCCGCCGCCCCGAUGACAGCCCUCGCAUACCUCCAAUCGCCUGCGCAGAUGUUCGCUUUCGUUUACCCCGUCUGGCCCUCCAUCACAUCGUACCUCAUCGGCCUUGUCUUCUACGCAACACAUAUCCCGGAACGCUUCCUUUCCGAGCGGUACUCUCACUGGCUGGACUGGUGUGGCGGCGGUUCUCACGCAAUCUGGCACAUUUUUAUUGUCAUUGCUAUUGGCCAACACCGUGCUGCGAUGGCAGAGCUCCGACGCGGCGUUGAGUGUCAUGCUGUAUCGUGACGCUGAUUUUUUAAUUGGGCUGAAUGCAUUUAGAGGAGCAUUACUGAUCUGCGUGACUGUUUGCUGCCAUCUAAGCAUAAGUAGGGAUCAAUUAUUCCGUCCUUAGGGUAUGCUAGAUAUAUACAAGAACACCCUUCGGCCGGCUCUUCGACGAUAUAAAUAUUCUAUUUACAAUAAAAACUGAGGAAAUACAGCACUAGCAUUACCCCUACAAAUAGACAGGGUCUCUUACUCGACAACGCUGUAUACAAUUGACCG
Suillus plorans is the source of this 1893-nucleotide messenger RNA. Its product is annotated as hemolysin-III related-domain-containing protein. Gene Ontology annotation, molecular function: signaling receptor activity. The transcript has 6 exons. NCBI's taxonomy places the organism in Eukaryota, Fungi, Basidiomycota, Agaricomycetes, Boletales, Suillaceae. Gene Ontology annotation, cellular component: membrane. Bases 1 to 1635 code for a protein of 544 amino acids. The record is from RefSeq and is a predicted model, not a curated record.